ACUGAGGGUGUGUGUAUGUGUGUGCGUGUGAGUGCGCGCGCGAGUGUGUGGACAAGGAGGUGGGGGCAGCCGAGUUAGAGUCCCAACUCCUUGGACUCCAUUUGCGAUUCUCUUCUUUCUUCCCCAUACCUAUCUGGUGGUGGUGGGCGUUUAUAUUUGCCUUUCUUUUCAUUCAUUUCCAAAUCUUUUAAAAAUUUAGGGUUGGGGGUAGUGGGAAAGGCAGGAAAAGGUAAGGGAGGAGAGUAGUAACAGAAGAGCAGGAGGAGGACAUGGAGAUGAAGAAGAGGAUUAACCUGGAGUUAAGGGACAGAGCCCCGGAGGAGGUAACAGAAUUGGUCCUUGAUAAUUGCCUCUGUGUCAAUGGGGAAAUUGAGGGCCUGAAUGAUACUUUUAAAAAACUAGAGUUUCUGAGUAUGGCUAAUGUGGAACUAAGUUCACUGGCCCGGCUGCCCAGCUUAAAUAAACUUCGGAAGUUGGAACUUAGUGACAAUAUAAUUUCUGGAGGCUUGGAAGUCCUGGCAGAGAAAUGCCCAAAUCUUACCUACCUCAAUUUGAGUGGAAACAAAAUCAAAGAUCUCAGUACAGUAGAAGCUCUGCAAAAUCUUAAAAAUUUGAAGAGUCUUGACUUGUUUAACUGUGAGAUCACAAACCUGGAAGAUUACAGAGAAAGUAUUUUUGAACUGCUGCAGCAAAUCACAUACUUAGAUGGAUUUGACCAGGAGGAUAAUGAAGCACCAGAUUCAGAAGAGGAGGAUGAUGAGGAUGGAGAUGAAGAUGAUGAAGAGGAAGAGGAAGAUGAAGCUGGUCCACCUGAAGGAUAUGAGGAAGAGGAGGAAGAAGAAGAGGAGGAUGAGGAUGAGGAUGAAGAUGAAGCAGGCUCAGAACUGGGAGAGGGAGAAGAGGAGGUGGGCCUCUCAUACUUGAUGAAAGAAGAAAUUCAGGAUGAAGAAGAUGAUGAUGACUAUGUUGAAGAAGGGGAAGAAGAAGAAGAAGAAGAAGAAGAGGAAGAAGAAGGUCUUCGAGGGGAAAAGAGGAAACGAGAUGCUGAAGAUGAUGGAGAGGAGGAAGAUGACUAGAUCAUUCUAAGACCAGAUUCCCUAAUGUUCCUGGGUGUGCAAUAGAGUGAUCACAUCUUCUUUGUUUCUUCUUGUAUGAUAGCUAUCCCUACAGAAUAUAAUGUGUAACUUUUUAUAGGAAAAGUGUGGUUUUACUAUUUUUGCCUUAUCAUUCCAAAUAAGAUUAACUAGUCUGUUAAUGAUCAUAUUGUAUGUAGAGAAAAAUUUUCAUUGACCCCCCCCCAUUGUGAAAUUCCCUAGCAAUUUAUUUAGAAUCUUAAAUUUUCUAAUUAAAGCUCAUUGUAUUAGUCAUUUUUAGCAUAAUUAAAAUAUGAUCGCUUUUACACAGGCAUAGUAUGGUGCAUUUCAUUCAUAGGGUUUUUAAGUUAUUUAUAAAUUCACUGAAAUCACAGUUGGCUGAAAUCUGGAAUGAAAAUAGUCUCUUGAAUGCUAAGUUGGUUAUUUUUUUAGAGGCAACCCAGAGAUCUUUAGUUUGAAGGCAGUGCCUUUUUUUUUGGCUGAGGGUAGUUGAAUGCUUUUUUGUCACAUGAGUAGCUUGGAAAGUAGGGGCAGAAUAGUAAAGGUUUUAUUCAACAAUAUAGUUCAUGGCACUUGUGGAGCCUUCUAAAACCCUUUAAGCUAGGUGACUAAGAAGAUCUUUGUUUUCAAGGAAAAAUUGCUUAUACUGAGUUGAGAGACAUGUAGGUGAGCCCUUUCUUGUUUCAGCUGAAGAUCAUGGCCUGCCAACGGUUGUUAUUUUAACUGUGCAGUCUUGUUUUCCUCUCAGUGAUUCUCUUAUGAUCACCUUCCUUUCUUGCUUCACUCCUUUCCCUCUUCUCAAAAAACAAUUGGGAAACAGGGACACCCAGGAUGACUCUGUUUUAUACCUCAACCACCUUUUCAGACCUGUGUCAGUCUUAAACAAGCUAAGUGAAAGAAACUGAGUAUUUUCUGAAAUAUGGAUAUUAUUAUCAAUACAGUUUUAUGCAACAGACUUUGCUUACUAUAAAUUUUUCUUGACAUGAUGUACAGACUGUAUUAGGAAGAUGGAGAAAGAAAAGAAUAGAGGAGACUCUUGGAAGCAGCACUGUGUUCCUCAAAAUGAAAGUGAAGUCGCUCUUGGCGACCCCAUGGACUGGAGCCUACCAGGCUCCUCCAUCCAUGGGAUUUUCCAGGCAAGAAUACUGGAGUGGGGUGCCAUUGCCUUCUCUGAAAGUCAGAACAAUUGCCUGGUGAUAAUGAGACAUUCAAAUCAGAUUAGCUUUCCAAAUGAUUUAGAUACCACUCUGCAAAGCAUGGGCUUCCCAGGUGGCACUAGUGGUAAAGAAUUCACUUGCCAGUACAGGAGACGUAAGAGAUGUGGGUUUGAUCCCUGAGUUGGGAAGAUCCCCUGGAAGAGGGCAUGGCAACCCACUCCAGUAUUCUUGCAUGGAGAAUCCCAGGGACAGAGGAGCCUGAGUGGCUCUAGUCCAUAGGACUGCAAAGAGUCAGACAUCACAGAAGCAACUUAAGAAUGCACACACUGCAAAGUAGUUCUAAUUUUUCUGAGCAGAACCUUUAUUCUUUGUAUAGUUUUAAAGCAUUAUUACCAGUUAUAGCAUUUAAUUGGAAUACACUGGACAGCUGGGAAAAUAUUUGAAACUAAAUCAAUAUUAAGAUUUGUUUUCAGGUAGAUGUCUAUUAAAAAUAGAAACAUUUGGGAUAACUGAGUGUGUGUUUCCUUAUACAACUACUAAAUAUAAUAUGAGUAGGCAAGUACAUCUUUGUUGUUGUUGUGGAGGCUCCGUGUUCAAGGCAAUUGCUUUCUUAAUUUUAGCUAGCUAAAAAUUUUUUCCCCUUUGUUUUGAAUAUGUGUAAGUUUUUAAAAAGUAUCAGCAAAUUAGUUGGUUACACUUGCAUACUGGGACACAUUUAAAUUACUGAGAAUAGUAUUACUUCUUUCUUAGUUUAAAAUGUGUGACAGGGUUUUAGAGUAAAAAAUUACAAAGUUAUUUCUGGAUAAACUAAAAAAGCUGCAUAACUAAAAUAAAACUGUUGGAAUUAGUUUAGUUGGGGGGUUGGAAUCUCCAAAGGCUAACAUUUUACUCCUUUUUAACAAUUAUAAUACCCUGUUUUAAUUCCUGAGAAUUCUUAUUGCAUAAUAUGCCAGAUUAUAAGAUACUUUAAAAGUUAAAUCUAUAUAUUGACUUUCUUAUCAAUCAUCUUAUUGUGCAAUCAAAAUGAUCAAAAUUAGAGUUCUUUGGUUUGAAAACAACACUUAGAGCCUCCAAAUAACUUUUUAAGAGUUAUUUAGCUUUGUGGGUGAUAUUUUCAUGCAAAUAAGUAAGGGUGGGUUUUAUAUUUUGUAGAAGUUUUUGGUCCUAUUUUAAUGCUCUUUGUAUGGCAGUAUGUAUAUAGUGUGUUAAAUUCCUCAAGACCCUCCUUGAAAACUUUGAAGUUAAUACUUUUGUGCAACUGUGUUUUGAAUAAAGCCAUGACAGUGUUAAAAACAAAAAAGGCAGUACUGAUUAUUAUUUUAUUGUUUCUGACCCCUGUU
This is a messenger RNA of Budorcas taxicolor (takin), 3591 nucleotides long. RefSeq names its product acidic nuclear phosphoprotein 32 family member E (gene ANP32E). Gene Ontology annotation, molecular function: phosphatase inhibitor activity; histone binding. The transcript is spliced from 7 exons. Gene Ontology annotation, biological process: regulation of apoptotic process. Gene Ontology annotation, cellular component: nucleus. NCBI's taxonomy places the organism in Eukaryota, Metazoa, Chordata, Mammalia, Artiodactyla, Bovidae. Bases 270 to 1076 code for a protein of 268 amino acids. The record is from RefSeq and is a predicted model, not a curated record.